This is a messenger RNA of Drosophila eugracilis, 6323 nucleotides long. RefSeq names its product LIM domain kinase 1 (gene LIMK1). Gene Ontology annotation, cellular component: cytoplasm; nucleus. Gene Ontology annotation, biological process: protein phosphorylation; actin cytoskeleton organization. Gene Ontology annotation, molecular function: protein serine/threonine kinase activity; protein binding; ATP binding. The record is from RefSeq and is a predicted model, not a curated record. NCBI's taxonomy places the organism in Eukaryota, Metazoa, Arthropoda, Insecta, Diptera, Drosophilidae. Bases 271 to 4083 code for a protein of 1270 amino acids. The transcript is spliced from 8 exons.
CUACGGUCACUUUGGCUGGAUUGUAUUUUAUUUUGUGUGGUUUUGUUGUUGUUUUGUUUAUUAUGCAUUUCUUUUUUAUUGUUUGACUUAGUGAGUUGUGCGUCGGCAUUUCGGCAAUUGUGGUUAAAAAUUACAUGGCGGGAAUUAGAAUUAAAUAAACGAAGUUAACAAAUACCCAACAAAUGUGCAAUGUGCGUCAAGUCAAUAGCUAUACAAACGAACAAUUAUUGCUAACGUAAUCGGGCCAAGGCAUACAAACAAAAACAUUCCAUGCAUCAUCAGCAGCGCCUUCGGGCAAAUGGAGAACGCGGAGGUAAAGGAUCAGGAACAGGAUCGGCAGCACAUCCUCCAUUAUGUGCCCAUUGCCGAGGUCAACUGUUUCCGCAUCCGGAGGAGCCCAUUGUCAUGGCUUUGGGUCAACAAUGGCAUUGCGAUUGCUUUCGCUGUUCCGUUUGCGAGGGUCAUUUGCACAACUGGUAUUUCGAACGGGAGGGAUUACUGUACUGCCGGGAGGAUUAUUAUGGACGAUUCGGUGAUGCCUGUCAGCAGUGUACGGCCGUUAUUACCGGACCCGUUAUGGUGGCCGGCGAGCACAAAUUUCAUCCGGAAUGCUUUUGCUGCACAGCAUGUGGUUCGUUUAUCGGCGAGGGUGAAUCUUACGCUUUGGUCGAGCGAUCAAAGCUCUAUUGUGGUCAAUGCUAUGGCAAACGAUCCUGCCAGCCUGCGGAUGCCAAGGCGCGGAUCACUACGGCCGGCAAGCCAAUGCACUCCAUUCGACUGGUCGAGAUACCCAAGGAUGCCACUCCUGGUCUGCGAGUAGAUGGUGUGGCCCUGGAUGAUGGUUGCCCUACAGUUCGGAUUACAGACUUGUUCUGUAACUUCUUCUUUUGGCUAACUUCGAUGGCGGAACAGUGCUGUGGGGCGCCCUAUAGAAUUGAUGUGAAUCUUACGAACUUACACAUUGGCGAUCGCAUUCUAGAGGUGAAUGGUACUCCUGUUAGUGAUUCCUCCGUGGAACAAAUCGACAAACUUAUCCGGAGUAAUGAAAAGAUGCUUCAACUGACCGUGGAGCAUGAUCCGGUGCAAGUGUGCCGCUCCUGCAGCCAAGCGGAUAUCCAAAGGGCCAUGUCAGCAUCGACGUUAAUCCUACCGCUUAGUACUUCAGCUUCCAGUGUAGAGGUAGGCCGAGAGCGUCUGUAUAAAACACCCGGCGAACAAGGAACUAAGGCCAGGAAACUGCGACAAGCCACAAAUGCCUCAACCACAAUACCACCGGCAGCUGGAGCAGCCACCACAAUGACUCAGCUCAAAGAGAAAGAACGCUGCUCUAGUCUGUCCAAGCUGCUCGAUGAACAGCACCAGGCACAGCAGCACUCGGCACAUCCUCAGCUCUACGAUCUGUCCAGGACACAAUCCUGUCGUGUGGUCCAAAAACCUCAGAGAAUCUUUCGUGCAUCUGACCUGGUUAUAGGCGAAAAAUUGGGUGAAGGCUUCUUUGGAAAGGUUUUCAAGGUAACUCAUCGACAGAGUGGCGAGGUGAUGGUCCUCAAGGAACUGCAUCGUGCUGAUGAGGAAGCCCAGAGGAAUUUCAUCAAAGAAGUGGCCGUUUUGCGUUUGCUAGAUCAUCGCCAUGUUCUCAAGUUCAUUGGAGUGCUGUACAAGGAGAAGAAAUUGCAUAUGGUUACGGAAUAUGUGGCCGGUGGUUGUCUCAAGGAGCUGAUCCAUGAUCCAACUCAGAGCCUGUCCUGGCCGCAGCGUGUCUGCCUGGCCAGGGACAUUGCCUGCGGCAUGAGUUACCUGCACUCGAUGAAUAUCAUCCAUCGUGAUCUGAAUUCAAUGAAUUGCCUAGUGCGCGAAGAUCGAUCGGUUAUAGUGGCGGAUUUUGGUUUAGCUCGCAGUGUGGAUGCACCGCGGCUGCCUGGUGGAGUGACUACCACAGAUCGUGCUGGCAAUAUGACGCCCGGUGGCUAUGGCUCAGGAGCUAACAGCGAUGCGGCCAUGUCACCGAGUGGAACUCUAAGGCGCAGCAAGAGCAGGCAGCGUAGGCAACGAUAUACGGUGGUAGGGAAUCCCUACUGGAUGGCACCCGAAAUGAUGAAGGGCCUUAAGUACGAUGAGAAGGUGGAUGUUUUCUCCUUUGGUAUUAUGCUGUGCGAGAUCAUUGGACGCGUCGAAGCAGAUCCCGAUUUCAUGCCCCGCAACUCAGACUUUAGCCUCAAUCAGCAGGAGUUUAGGGAGAAGUUCUGCGCCCAGUGUCCGGAAGCAUUUGUCAAAGUGGCCUUCGUGUGCUGUGACCUCAAUCCGGAUAUGCGUCCAUGCUUUGAAACCCUGCACGUGUGGCUUUUGCGACUGGCCGAAGAUCUGGCCGCCGAGCGUGUACCACCAGAACGCCUGCUACACGAGAUCGAGACUUUCCAGGAGUGGUAUGGCAGCUCUGAGGAUGCCCUGUCACCUACAUCCCAGCGCAGCUUAAACAAUCUCAAUGAGCUGGUCAAGAAUGCUGUAACUGAACCGGACAUUUCACCAGUUGAAAAGGAGAAGGAAAAUCUGGUGAUUAAGCCGCAGGAUAUACCCAAAUCUCCACAUCUCGGCAAGGAUUUCUCGCCCAGCGGUGAGAGAUUGCGGGACAGUAUGCGGGCCAGGCGUCGUCAGCGUUUUUUGGGUGCCCAAGAGGAGCGACGUAAUCUCACGCCUGAAACGGAAUCCAAGGAAAGGGCUUUGAAAAAGGCGCUUAAGAAGUGUCGUCCUUUCGGAGAAAGAGGUUACUUGGUGGACCUGCGACCAGGUGCUGAACUGCAGCUACAGGAUGUAAGGGACCUAAAUACCUACUCCGACGUGGAUUCCAGUUGCGAUACAAGUUUAAAUUACCAAGAGGUUAACAAUCUGCCAACGGCACAGGAAGAUGAAAAUCCAGUUAAGUCCAGCAAAGAGGAACUGGAGGAGAGUGCAACCAGAACGGAUUCCCAGCACCACCGCCUGGCCAUUGAUGAUAUGCGCACGCGACUGAAUCAGUGUCGCAGCAAAUUCGAGCAUUUGGAGGAGGCUAGCCGGAGGAACUUUAAUCAAUCGCAACAUUCCAUGAAGAACUUCUUCAAAACCCCACCAGUGGCCCUUAAAAUGUUCCAGCGUUUGGAGCACGAGGCUGCAGCACUGAAUGGUGGCAACAAUUGUCCACCGCCGCCACCGCGCACCCAACGUAUCAAUCAGACGCCCAUUUUCGGCCGAAAGAAUCCACCGGUUGUAAUGGUGGGUCAAAAGCUACAGCAUGCUGAAUCCCUAGAGAACUUGGCCACCAGUGGUAUAAGCAAACAGUUGGCAACUCCAGCGCCCAAAAGAAGCAAGGCCACGGCGACGACAAAAAGCCAGAGCAGUAGUAGCAGCACUGCUGCCAGCAACCCGCCACUCUUCCUGCCACCCAGCAUUAGUACUAGUGUCACCUUAAACAGCAAUGGAAAUGUAACUACCAACAGUAGCAGUAGUAAUUGUCCUUCAUCCGCUCCAGACUGGCUACCCAAGAAGCACAAGCUAACGCUGCCACUUCCUCCGCAUUCACAAACAGCUCCACAGCUACUGCAGCAGCGAACGAGCAACAAUCACCGCCAGGCAAUAAGCAAUAACAAAGGAAAGCCAGUGAAGCCGCCGUCCAGUCGUACAGCAUCUCAAGGAAUCCCUGCCAGCAAUUGCGUCUCGCCCACCAGGAACAGCAGGCCCGGAUCCCCCAGCAAACAUCUGGCCCAGAGGCACACCGCCGCCACGGCCCAGCGAUUGACAAAUGCGGCCUCAAUCCACCAGCAACAGCAGCAGCAACAAUCCUCCAAAACGACCCGCCUGAACAUCCUUAGUCCAGAGAAGGUGCAUCGCCUGGGAGCCCGCCUCAGUGAUCAGAAGCAGAAAAUGCGCGAAGAGGCAGCUGCAUCGGCCUCAGCCGGCGGAGGAACAGGAUGUACGGCAUCAACAGCGCCGGGAUCCCUAAAUGGUCAUCGGACGGGUCCCUCCGGAUCAACAAAUCCGACGGGUGGUGAAAGGAGAAGGCGUGCAGCACCACCGCCGCCUGUUCGCACGCAUUUUAAUACGCGAUGCUAGCUACUAACUGCUAGCCUCUCAAUAUUCGAUUGUCAAGUAUUGUGCGCAGUUUUAGUGUUGUUCCACUCAGGGAGCUCUUGUUAGCAGCGUAAUGUUCUCAAUGUCUUAAAUAACCUAACUGUUGUAACUACGUAACUGUUGUAUUCGUAAUACCCUUCGCUUUUGCAUUGUACAGAAUUACCUAAAUACCUAUAUUUCUAAAUUUCAGUAACAUUUUCAUAACUCUUAACGUCAUAACGAAACAUAUGUAAUGCCUUUUAUAAUGUAAAUAACUUCGAUGAAAACCAGUAAACUGUUCCGCUGUUGUAAACGCAACUGUUAUACGCACAUGACAAGAUCAACAUUCCAACAAAAGUGUUUAUUUUUUUUUUAAUACAUUUUAUUUUAACAUUCCGUUUUUAUGUUGAAACUAAACGAAAGGUUAAGUGCCUGUUAAGAUUGAAAGAGAAAAAAACCAACAAGUUGCAAUAUUUACAUAGAUUGUAUAAAACCAAGCGAAUAAUUAUAGUAUUUAAGAUUACAGGGUAACAACUGUUCCGACUAACCUAUUGAACUCAACUAAAAUGCUAAGCAAUUUACCAUGUUUAACCCACUAUUGUCUGACACAAAAGUUGUAUUGAGAAAGAGAUAGAGAAGUAGAGAUGAAAAGAGACGGAAGAAUCUUGUGCCAUGAAGCUGAGCGAAGAACGAACGAAUCUAAUGAAUCUGAAAGAAUCCUUAAGAGGAGAAGCCCACCCACAAAAUGAAAAAAAAGACAAAGGAACGAAAAGAACUUUAACUAGAAAAAUUGUGGUUUAAAUAUUUUUUGAUACACACCAUAUAUAAAUGUAUUUAUAUAUCUAUAUAUAUAUAUAUAUAUACCUAAUAAUUAUAUAGAUAAACGUAUUCCAUGUUAGUGCUUAAAUCUAAUUUAUUAUUUCUCGAUUUUCCACCCAUCUACCCCCCGUCCCCCAUUCCAUGAACAAUAAUUAACAAUGCUAAGUAACGUUUUUUUUUUUUUUGUAUUGUGGAGAAAAAGUCUAACUUGUAUAAUUAUAUAAGAAUGUUUUUUGCUCAAAGGCAAUUUUAGUUGUAAGUGACAAACACACACACACAUACACCCACGCUAACUGUUAUACAUGACACGCACACGCUCAAGCCUAAUACUGUUAUACUGUUAAAACUGUGUACUUUAUAUAGCCAUUAUAUACAUAAACCUAUAUAUAGGAUCGAAACGCUUUGCAAUUAACAGCUUCUAUAAGACACUUGAGCCAGGCCACUGUUAUACGAACGUAUGCCAUUAUAACAGUGGCUCCGCUCAAUCCCGAUCUAGCAUUUAAUUAUCUAUAUACAAAAAAAUAUGUGCGAUAUUUUUUAUAUGCCGUUAACGUAAUGUAAUGUGUUGUAUUUUGACUCCACUCCAACCUAUAACUACGUUUAUACGCCUGCCUAAUCAAAGUCUAAGAAAUAAUUCACAAUACCUUUAUAAUCUUGAGAACCGUUGAACAGAUAUAAUCAGUAUAGCAACAUUUUUCUACCCGUUUUGUAAAUAAGAUUACUAACUAGUACUAUUUUUGUUGCCUACUUAUUUGGGUAUCCGAAGGAUUUGUAUUUACAAACGAAGCAAGCUUGUGUAUGAACGUAGUAUAUGACAUCUUUGAUUUUAAUAUUAAAAUUUUUUUGUUAAUAAAACGUAAAACUUGGAAAAUAUAUAAACUGAAUACUUUUAAACUUUCAAGGAUUUAAAACAUCAUGAUAACUUAUAAGAUUAUAAUAUAAGCUUUUAGAAAAGGAUAUAUUGAACCCAUAGCGAAAUGAUAUUGAACUUAUUAUUAGGAUACUUUUUAAGCAAACAUAUUAAGACAAAAGUACAGUUGUGCAUGCGUGAGCCUAAACAUAUGGCCGGGACUGUGAGCAUAUAAAAAGUGGAACGAGUAGAGCAGUAAAGGACCCCGUUUACGAGGUCGUUGCUUGAUACACGCACAGAUACGGAAUUUGUCCCAGACCAUGGUCGGGAAAUCGAUGCAGGCCAACAGCCCAGGACAAUACGAAGAAUCUCUCGUUCUCUACCUCUAUAUGAAACAUGGCUUUUAAUUUCAUUAACAGUUACAGAGCUCUGCUAAAUCAGCUGUUGGCUGAGCGAAAGAGAUAGAGCAUACCAGGAUUCAAGGUCUACAUUUCUGUAUCCUAUAUAAUGAUAUAUAUUCGUGUAUAUAGAAAAAAUAUAUAUAUAUAGGAUGUGUAUCUGGUCAGGACACGAA